AUGCAUCAUCCAUAUCAACAUCCCGUGUAUCGUCAAAAUGAACAAGUUGAUCCUGCGACUGAAUUACUUGCUGAAAAGAGACGCAGAAAUGCUGGUGCGUCUGCUCGUUUUCGAGAUCGGCGGAAGCAACGAGAACGAGAAAUGCAAGAAAAAUGUCAAUUUUUGGAACGAAGAGUUCAAGAAUUAGAAAGUAUGGAUAGUGCCAAACAUAUUAUGGAGUUAGAAAAAAAGUUGGAAGAGGCAGUCGCUGACAAAAAAACUUUUCAAGAAAAAAUAGUUGAAAUGGAGAAAGAGCUUCGUUCCAAAUUACCUGAACAAGAACCAGAAUCCUUGACUCCUCCCUCAUCUGCGGGAGAAUACGAUUCCAAAGAUGAUUUUUUUAAUUAUUAUUCAAGAAUAUCAAGGACACCAUCCUCAUCAACAUCUUCUGAUGAAUCGCGUAAACCAACUGAU
Racocetra fulgida is the source of this 453-nucleotide messenger RNA. NCBI's taxonomy places the organism in Eukaryota, Fungi, Glomeromycota, Glomeromycetes, Diversisporales, Gigasporaceae. The record is from the annotation of a GenBank genome assembly.